GUCACCAUCCAGAUCGAGUCUGAGUCUAGAGUGCGAUGCCAUCUCGUUCUGACUCAUUCCACGCUCGUGGCAGCAGAGAAGGCCACCUUCAAUCUCUGCACCUCUGGAAGGACUGUCAACGACGCAAAGCCGAGUGUCACUCGAAGAUCCAUGGAGCGAGCCCGAGGAAGUGGGAUCUCAAGGAAAGAUCGGCGCGUUAAACAUGGAUUGAGCGCAAAGCAGGAAACGGCAACAUGGACGAGCAAGCGGAGGGUGACAUGGAAACCUAUCCAGCGACCUUCGCCUCGCCUUCGCGGAUCUUUGUGAAUCUCAAACAGCCGUUCCUGUGCGCAGAAAUCAGAAGCGAAAUCGUUCCAAGACGGAGGUCAAAGACACUUGGAGAAAACGUGUCGGGUGCACCUGCGAUCUGGCGGCAAACGAGAUGGGCUCCUGAUGGUACUCACGUGCUGGCUCAAUGCGAUAACCACGAGAUUCAGCUUUAUAAGCUUGACACGAAGGACGACGAGCAUCGUCUGAUUUUCGUGCUGACAGUGCCUGCACCUUCGCCAUUGCUCGACGUCGUAUGGUACCCCUUUGCUAGCUUCGACCAUCCGGCUACCUGGUGCUUUGCAUUCAGCGCCAGAGAUGUGCCGAUCAGACUCGUUGACGCUUACAGCGGGCGCACUCGAGCCGCAUACCCAAUUCAGGACCACGUCGAGCGCUUCGUGGGCGCUCAAAGCCUGGCUUUUAGUCUGGAUGGCACCCAACUUUACGCAGGUCAUGCUAGCAGUCUAUCGGUGUUUGAUGUCUCCGUAUCGGGACAGGCACCUAUCACCAUGCCCCUGACUCCUGGACGGCGCCUUCGCAAACAUCAAGAGCCGGGUCAAAGAGGGCUCGUGAGCUGCGUCGCCAUUGGUUGGAAUUGGACGACAGACGGUCAAGGCCAACAAGUUCUUGCCGUGGGCACCUUUGCUGGCACCGUUGGGCUAUAUCAUCCCGGUGCUCUCACCGAGGCCUCGGAGUGCCUCUUUGCGGGCUGGAGGGAGCCAGAUAGCAGAGGCAUCUCCCAGCUACGAUUUCACCCCACUGCUCCUUACAUUCUCUUCAUCAGCUCCCGAUGCACAGAUCGCAUUCAAGCGUACGACCUCCGCUACACGGGCUCCAGGCCUAAUUUCAGCUCCACCGCGCCCAGAGCUGCCUCCCUUGGUGGGUUCUCGCGCAGACUUGCUGGUUCAUCCUCGCAAGUGCAAAGUAUGCAGCGGCUCUUCUUCGAUGUGGACUGGAGCGGUCAUUGGCUACUGGCCGGUGAUCUCAACGGUCGGGUCUCCGCGUGGAGGGUCUCCAAGGAGCCGGGACACGACACCGAGCUUGUUGAUGGCGAUGCGGCAGAAGGCUUUGGUGACUCUGCCAAAAUCCUUUCAUACACGUGGCAGGCGAGUGCGAGCUGGAGCACUGGUUCAGAUGCUGUUGCUACCGUCUCCGCGCACCCCUUGCUUCCCCUGAUUGUGACAGCCUCAGGUGCAAGACACUGGUCUCAGCCGGAGUCACUGGAGCACGGUCCGUCUGAGAGAUUAAGCACGAGCAACUCAGGGAGCUCCUCUGAUUCGUCCGUUUCUUCCGAGUCGGAGCGGGAAGCGCACGGGCGUGAAGCUGCUUACUUCACGCAAGACACCGCCCUACGUUUAUGGAGAAUGGAGAAAUGAACGAACUCAGAGCCCAUCUAUGCUGAGAGCUCUCCUCACCGGAGUACAAAUCACCGAGGAUUCGGCAACGAGGAGCUCUAGUCCGAAGCAGCUCCGAUGCCCAUGCCCC
This is a messenger RNA of Ceraceosorus guamensis, 1791 nucleotides long. RefSeq lists its product as hypothetical. Gene Ontology annotation, molecular function: protein binding. The coding region runs from base 234 to 1682 and encodes 482 amino acids. The record is from RefSeq and is a predicted model, not a curated record. NCBI's taxonomy places the organism in Eukaryota, Fungi, Basidiomycota, Exobasidiomycetes, Ceraceosorales, Ceraceosoraceae. The transcript has 6 exons.